Molecule: messenger RNA, 2069 nt
Organism: Phyllostomus discolor (pale spear-nosed bat)
Lineage: Eukaryota; Metazoa; Chordata; Mammalia; Chiroptera; Phyllostomidae
Gene: CPZ
Product: carboxypeptidase Z
Exons: 11
Coding region: 379-1941 (520 amino acids)
Biological process (GO): proteolysis
Molecular function (GO): metallocarboxypeptidase activity; zinc ion binding
Source: RefSeq, a predicted model, not a curated record
CUGGCCGCCGCCGCCGCUGCCUGGCCCGGGUGCGAGCCCUCCUCGGACCCUGCGGGUGGCUGCCACCAGCCGUCGGCCCCAGACAGUGCCACCUGUGUGGACCUGCAGCUCAGCACCUGCCGGGACGCGGCCUAUAGCCAGACGGCCUUCCCCACGCCGCUGGAGCACCGGACGCGGGAGGCGGUGGAGGCCAGCUCCGAGUACAUCCUCCUGAGCGUGCUGCACCACCUGCUGGAGGGCCAGUGCAACCCGGACCUGCGGCUGCUGGGCUGCGCCGUGCUGGCGCCGCGCUGCGAGGGCGGCCGGGCGCGCAGGCCCUGCCGGCGCGUCUGCCAGGCCCUGCGGGAGGCCUGCCAGCCCGCCUUCGACGCCAUCGACAUGGCCUGGCCCUACUUCCUGGACUGCGGCCGCUACUUCUCGGGCGAGGAGGAGGGCUGCCACGACCCGCUGGAGAAGCUGAGAGGAGGCCUGGACGCGGAGGACGCGCCGCACCCCUCGGGCCUGCCCGCGACCUUCAUUGACUUCGCGCACCACUCCUACGCCCAGAUGGUGCGCGUGCUGAAGCGGACGGCCGCCCGCUGCCCCCACAUCGCCCGGACCUACAGCAUCGGCCGCAGCUUCGACGGCAAGGACCUGCUGGUCAUCGAGCUCUCGGCGCGCCCCGGCCAGCACGAGCUGAUGGAGCCUGAGGUGAAGCUCAUCGGCAACAUCCACGGCAACGAGGUGGCGGGCCGGGAGAUGCUCAUCUACCUGGCCCAGUACCUGUGCUCCGAGUACCUGCUGGGCAGCCCCCGCGUCCAGCGCCUGCUCAACACCACCCGCCUGCACCUGCUGCCCUCCAUGAACCCCGACGGCUACGAGGUGGCAGCCGCCGAGGGUGCCGGCUACAACGGCUGGACGAGCGGGAGGCAGAACACGCAGAACCUGGACCUGAACCGCAACUUCCCCGACCUGACCUCCGAGUUCUACCGCCUGGCCGCGUCCCGCGGCACGCGCACCGACCACAUCGCCAUCCCGCAGCACUACUGGUGGGGUAAGGUGGCCCCGGAGACGAAGGCCAUCAUGAAGUGGAUGCGCACCAUCCCCUUCGUGCUCUCGGCCAGCCUGCACGGGGGCGACCUGGUGGUGUCCUACCCCUUCGACUUCUCCCAGCACCCCCACGAGGAGAAGAUGUUCUCCCCCACGCCUGACGAGAAGAUGUUCAAGUUGCUGGCCAGGGCCUACGCCGACGUGCACCCCAUGAUGAUGGACAGGUCGGAGAACAGGUGCGGGGGCAACUUCCUGAAAAGGGGCAGCAUCAUCAACGGCGCGGACUGGUACAGCUUCACCGGAGGCAUGUCCGACUUCAACUACCUGCACAGCAACUGCUUCGAGAUCACGGUGGAGCUGGGCUGCGUGAAGUUCCCCCCCGAGGAGGCCCUCUACACGCUCUGGCAGCACAACAAGGAGCCGCUCUUGAACUUCGUGGAGACGGUGCACCGGGGCAUCAAAGGGGUGGUGAUGGACAAGUUUGGCAAGCCAGUCAAAAACGCCCGCAUUUCCGUCAAGGGCAUCCGCCACGACAUCACCACAGCCCCAGACGGUGACUACUGGCGACUGCUGCCCCCGGGGUCCCACAUAGUCAUCGCUCAGGCCCCGGGCUACUCCAAGGUCGCCAAGAAGGUCACCAUCCCCGCCCGGAUGAAGAGGGCCGGCCGCGUGGACUUCAUCCUGCAGCCUCUGGGCCCCGGACCCAAGAAGUUCCCGCAGGGCGCGGGGAGGGGCGGGCCCGGGCUGCGAGACCCGCCCGCGGGUGCCGGCCCCCACGGGGAACCCGAGGAGCCGGGCCAGGAGCCCCUCGGGGCGCGGAGGCAGCCUGGCGCCGGCGGGAGCAAGCCCUGGUGGUGGUCCUACUUCACGUCGCUGACCGCGGACAAGCCGCGCUGGCUGCUCAAGUACUAGGGCCUCCGGCCGAGCGACGCCAAGGCCCCCCCCACUCCGCCCGGGCCCGGGGCUCCUGGCUCUUGAUUUCGUCUCACAGAUGCCCUGUAAAGCCGUUCCCUUCCAUUAAAGUGUUUCUGUUCACCUCC